This is a messenger RNA of Cylicocyclus nassatus, 1725 nucleotides long. The record is from the annotation of a GenBank genome assembly. Lineage: Eukaryota; Metazoa; Nematoda; Chromadorea; Rhabditida; Strongylidae.
AUGUUCGCCGGAGCGGCCGAUCAGGUGGCCGGGCUGCGCCAAUGGCUGCUGCCGCAGGUCAAGGGCCUGCGCCUGCUGAGCGUGGACGACACCCAGCGUGGCGUGCGCCAGGCGUUCGACCUGGCCGGGCGCUUCCUCGGCCUGAGCGCGCUGCUGGCGGUGCUGCUGGCCGGCGUGGCAACCGCGCUGGCGGCCAACCGCUUCGCCCUGCGCCGCAUCGACCAGGUAGCGAUCCUGCGCUGCCUGGGCGCGCGCCAGCGCGACAUCCUGUUCGGCCUGGCACUGCAGCUGCUGAUGCUGGCGGUGCCGGCCUGUGCGCUCGGCAUCGGCCUGGGCAUGGCUGCGCAGGAAGGCCUGGUGCAGGUGCUGGGCAGCCUGGUGCCGCAGCGCCUGCCGCUGCCCGAAGCGAUGCCGGCGCUGACCGGUGCCGGCAUCGGCCUGUUGCUGCUGUUCGGCUUCGGCCUGCCCCCGCUGCUGCGCCUGCGCGGGGUGCCGCCGAUGCGCGUGCUCAACCGCUCCUUCGCCGCGCUGCCACCGGCAUCGCUGCUGGCCUAUGUCGCGGCGCUGGCGGCCAGCCUGCUGCUGGCGGUGCAGGUCACCGGCGACCUGAAGCUGGCCCUGUGGGUGCUGGGUGGGCUGGCCGCACUGGCAGUGGCCGCCGGUGUGGUCGGCUUCGUGCUGCUGCAGCUGCUGCGCGGCCUGCAGCACCGCCUGCAUGGCAACUGGCGCCUGGGCCUGGCCGCGCUGACCCGGCGCCGCAUGCUGGCGGUGAUGCAGCUGGUCGGGCUGUCGCUGUCGCUGUGCGCGCUGUUGCUGCUGGCGGUGACCGGUCCUGGCCUGCUGCAGCAGUGGCGCGAGCGGCUGCCUGCAGAUACGCCGAACUACUUCCUGAUCAACAUCCAGCCCGAACAGCGUGACAGCGUGCUGGCCGCGCUGCGCGGAUUGGGCGCCAACGAUGCCAGCAUCGAACCGAUGGCCACCGGCCGCCUGAUCGCGAUCAACGGCAAGCCGCCGCUGCGCGUGGACCGCACGCCGGAACAGAACGGGCAGCCGGCAUCCGGCGAGGCCCAGCGCGACGACGAUGACGAGAACCGGCCGUUGAACUUCAGCUGGCGCAACAGCUUCCCGCCGGCCAACACGCUGGUCGACGGCACGUUCUGGAAGGCCGACAGCACGGCGCCGGAAGCGUCGGUGGAGAUCGGCUGGGCCAAGCGUUACGGGGUGGCCAGCGGCGACCGCAUCAGCAUUGCCGUCGGUGCGCGAUGUGAUGGAGCGGGUGGCGCAGGCGGUGCAGCUGGUGAUGGUGUUCAGCUGCUGGCCGGCGUGCUGGUGCUGCUGGCCGCGCUGCAGGCCACGGCCGGCGAGCGCCGCUAUGACAGCGCGGUGCUGCGCACGCUGGGCGCGACCCGGCGCCAGCUGCGCGGUGCGGUGCUGGUGGAAUUCGGCGCACUGGGCACGUUGGCGGCGCUGCUGGCGGUGGGCGCGGCGGCGGCCAUCGGCGUGGCGGUCUCGCAAGAAGGUGUUCGAGCUGCCGCUGCUGCCGCCGUGGCCGGGCCUGCUGCUGGGCGGCGUGGUCGGCAUCGGGCUGAGCCUGCUGGCCGGCUGGUGGGGCACGCGGCGCAUCCUGCAUGCGCCGCCAGCCCUUGCCUUGCGCGAAGCUUGACGCUGCUUCGGAUCGGAGAGCGUGCCGAGCAAGCUCGGCACCUACUAAAAGCGCAGGACUAG